Molecule: messenger RNA, 958 nt
Organism: Prosopis cineraria
Lineage: Eukaryota; Viridiplantae; Streptophyta; Magnoliopsida; Fabales; Fabaceae
Product: non-specific lipid transfer protein GPI-anchored 14-like
Exons: 3
Coding region: 65-673 (202 amino acids)
Source: RefSeq, a predicted model, not a curated record
GCUUUCCUUAAUCCAUCACUAUUGAAUUAAAACAACACAAUCACUGAUUCUGUUCAAUCAAAACAUGGUCUUCUUCUUCUUCUUCCCUCACAGUACUAGUACUUCACAUGUGUUAGUCCUAGUGGUGGCCUGUGUGGUGGUGAUCAGUGGAGCCAUGGCAGACUCGUCGAAGGACAAAGAGGAAUGCAUGGAGCAGCUAGCAGGGCUGGCGACUUGUCUUCCUUAUGUGGGAGGGCAAGCAAAGUCUCCCACAUCAGAUUGUUGCAGUGGGCUGAAGCAGUUGCUCAAGAACAACAAGAAGUGUCUUUGUGUUAUCAUCAAGGAUCGUAAUGAUCCUGACAUUGGAAGCUUGCAGGUCAAUAUCACUCUUGCUAUCACCCUCCCUAACGUCUGCAAUGCCCCUGCCAAUAUCUCCAAGUGCCCCGAGCUGCUGCACAUGGAUCCUAAGUCACCAGAAGCUCAGAUUUUCUAUCAGUUGGAUAAGGGCUCAAAUAAAAGUGGCACCACUCCCAGUCCUGCCCCUGCUCCUGCCAAUGGAGCGAGUGGUGAGAGUGGAAAGAGUGGAAGCAGCCAGGCACAGAAGAAUGAAGCUUUCUUGAAUAGGAGAAGGCUAUUGGGGUUGGACGCUUUGGUCAUUGGGCUUCAACUUUGGGCUUUCAUGGGCUUCACUUGAAUAUGGAUCCAUUGUUCCUUCCUUUCUGUGUUUUUCGCUUGUACGUUUCUUCCUUUUAUUUUUUAAAAAAUAAGAUUAAUCUGCAUGUUAUGAUUAUUAUGCGGACGAAAGGGACUAGAAAUGACGAGGGGUGGUGAUAGUUUUGUUGAAUGAUGUUAUUGUCCCUAUCAAGGGAGUAAGGAUGGACAGGAAUCAAAGAUAAGAACAUAUCCUUGAUUCGUGGUUGGAGUUGGAAUCUUGGUUCCUCCGUCCAUUUCUAUGUAAAAUCAAAUUGAUGUUUCCUCA